CGCUACUAUUUUCUCCUGAUUUCAAGCAUAUUGACAAUGGCGCGAAAAAGUGUAUCGUACAACUUGUACAGAGAAUAACUGAGAUAUUAAUAUUUAUAAAUGCAUAUCACUCGUUUCAUAACAUUCUUCAAAAGAUAAUUUUUCUUGCUCGAUGUAGCGGAAGACGUAUUUGAUCAGUUAUACAAUUUGUAUAUAAGUUCAAACAUAAUGCUCACGCGAUUGAAAGAUGUGACAGGUGGUGGGGGCUAUUGGCUGAAACAGUUGUACAGAAAUAUUGAGCAGGGAUUGUUCACGAAUCGUAUUUCCUGUUUACGUGCUGCUAACUAUUCUAAUAAAAAAAUGUCGAAAUAUACGAUUGUUAUGGUACGCCAUGGAGAAAGUGAAUGGAAUAAAUUGAAUUUAUUUUGUGGAUGGUACGAUGCCAAUUUAUCCGAUAAGGGUAAAUCUGAAGCAGUUUCUGCAGGAAAAGCAGUUAAAGAUGCAGGAUAUACCUUUGAUGUUGCCCAUACUUCAGUAUUAACUAGAGCACAAGAAACUUUGAAAGCAAUUCUUAAAGAAAUAGGUCAAGAAAACAUUCCGGUUCAUAAAACAUGGCGCCUUAAUGAACGUCAUUAUGGUGGUUUAACUGGCAUGAAUAAAGCUGAAACUGCUGCUAAAUAUGGUGAAGAACAAGUACAAAUUUGGAGAAGAUCGUUUGAUGUACCUCCUCCACCUAUGGAACCAGAUCACAAAUAUUAUGAAACAAUAGUCAAAGAUGCCAGAUAUGCUGCUGAGCCAAAACCAGAAGAAUUCCCUAAAUUUGAAUCGUUAAAAUUAACAAUUGAAAGGACAUUACCAUACUGGAAUAAUACUAUUAUCCCCCAAUUAAAAGAGGGAAAGAAAAUUAUCAUUGCUGCUCAUGGAAACAGUUUACGUGGCAUAGUAAAGCAUUUAGAUCAAAUGUCCAAUGAUGCAAUCAUGGGUUUAAAUUUACCAACUGGUAUUCCAUUCGUUUAUGAAUUAGACGAAAACUUUAAGCCUGUUGUAUCCAUGAAAUUUUUAGGCGAUGAAGAAACUGUAAAAGCUGCAAUGGCUGCAGUUGCUGCACAAGGAAAAGCUAAGUAAUGUUAAUAAGAAAUUUAUUAUAAAUUUCUAACAUUACGUAAAUACAUACAAGAGGUUUUACUAGUUUCAGUUUUUGACGUUAAAAAUUAGUUUUUGUUUA
This is a messenger RNA of Megachile rotundata (alfalfa leafcutting bee), 1204 nucleotides long. RefSeq names its product phosphoglyceromutase 78 (gene Pglym78). Gene Ontology annotation, biological process: glycolytic process. The record is from RefSeq and is a predicted model, not a curated record. Gene Ontology annotation, molecular function: intramolecular phosphotransferase activity. Lineage: Eukaryota; Metazoa; Arthropoda; Insecta; Hymenoptera; Megachilidae.